Molecule: messenger RNA, 3434 nt
Organism: Prionailurus viverrinus (fishing cat)
Lineage: Eukaryota; Metazoa; Chordata; Mammalia; Carnivora; Felidae
Gene: CDKL1
Product: cyclin dependent kinase like 1
Exons: 10
Coding region: 366-1427 (353 amino acids)
Biological process (GO): protein phosphorylation
Cellular component (GO): nucleus
Molecular function (GO): ATP binding; cyclin-dependent protein serine/threonine kinase activity
Source: RefSeq, a predicted model, not a curated record
CCUCCUCUCCCGGCAGAGGGUCGCGCGGGCAAGCGGGCCCUAGGGCCCCCCCACCUCCCAGGGCCCUUCCCCGCAGCCUGGCUGGCGGCCCGCUCCAGAAGGGCAGCCGGGGCGCGGCGGCCCCGCCCAGGCCAGUCCCGGGCGGGGGCCGGUUCCCAUAGGGAUUGCGGCCGGGGCGGCGGCGAGCGGAGCCGGCAGAGAGGCGGCGAGGCGGGAGCAGGGCCAGGCCGGGCCGCGCGGCGCCGUGCUUGACAAAGACCCAUCGUUGAGUGGGGCUCUAGUACAGUCAGUCUGUUCGUGCCAGUAUUUCAUAAGCGACAUUUUCAAACUAUGUGAAGAUCCAUUUUAAGAUUUAUUCCUCCUCUAUGAUGGAGAAGUAUGAAAAAAUUGGGAAAAUUGGCGAAGGAUCCUAUGGAGUUGUUUUCAAAUGCAGAAACAGGGACACGGGCCAGAUUGUAGCCAUCAAGAGAUUUCUGGAAUCAGAAGAUGACCCUGUCAUAAAGAAAAUCGCCCUUCGAGAAAUCCGCAUGCUCAAGCAACUCAAGCAUCCCAACCUGGUUAACCUUAUCGAAGUCUUCAGAAGGAAGCGGAAGCUUCACCUGGUGUUUGAGUACUGCGACCACACCGUUCUCCAUGAGUUGGACAGACACCAAAGAGGGGUACCAGAACAUCUUGUGAAGAGCAUAACUUGGCAGACAUUGCAAGCUGUAAAUUUUUGCCAUAAACACAACUGCAUACAUAGAGAUGUGAAGCCAGAAAAUAUCCUCAUCACAAAACAUUCAGUGAUUAAGCUUUGUGACUUUGGAUUUGCUCGGCUUUUGACUGGACCAAGUGACUACUACACAGACUAUGUGGCUACCAGGUGGUACCGCUCCCCGGAACUAUUGGUGGGGGACACCCAGUACGGCCCCCCAGUAGAUGUGUGGGCUGUUGGCUGUGUCUUUGCUGAGCUGCUGUCAGGGGUGCCUCUGUGGCCGGGGAAAUCAGAUGUGGAUCAGCUCUAUCUGAUUAGGAAAACCUUGGGAGAUCUCAUUCCUAGACACCAGCAGGUAUUUAGUACAAAUCAGUACUUCAGCGGGGUGAAAAUUCCAGACCCUGAGGAUAUGGAACCACUUGAAUUAAAAUUUCCAAACAUCUCUUCUCCGGCCCUGGGGCUGUUAAAGGGCUGUCUCCACAUGAAUCCUGCUGAGAGAAUGACAUGUGAACAGCUGUUGCAGCACCCGUAUUUUGACAGCAUCAGAGAAACAGGGGAUUCAGCAAAAGAGCGUGAUAGACCAAUAAGGAAGACGCUGAGACAGAGCCGAAAGCACCUGCCUGGGCUGCAGUACCUACCCCAGCUGACCAGCAGCAGCUUCCUUCCAGCUUUGGAUAAUAAGAAGUACUACUGUAACUUGAAGAAACUCAACUCCCGUUUUCCAAACAUUUAAGGAGCUUGAAGAUUGAUGAUGAAAAAGGAACCGAACUUACAAACUUGAUUGAAAAUAAUCAUAAUGCUUUAAGAACAUCAGGAGAAAACCUAAGUAAUAACCUGGGGGAGGCCAGCUGGCAGAAUCGGAAGGGGAAUUACAGAGGCAGCCUUCUUCCAUGCUUCCUGAUGGUGACUAGAACAGAAAGGAAAAAACUUGUUUGGAUUUUCACUUGCAUUUUUGUUGUAUCUAAGUAGCUGAGUUUAUUGACAGAAAUACAAAUUGUAGCUGCUGCCCAUAUAUCUGGCAAGAUUAGAGAUGUGAUAAAGAUUUAUGCUUCAACUGUACUAUAUGCAACAAGAAAAAUGGAUUACAAAACACCCAUACGUAUUUCUUGUAUCUCUUUCACAUGGAGUCCUAUCCCCUGCCUUUUAGUUCCUGAAAUCAAAAUGUUUAAAAUCCCAUUUCCUGCUUGCUCUAUUUCUUGAUUUUCCUAUUUUAAAACAUUUUUGGAAUAUUGAAGAGUUGCUUAAUAUUUUUAAAAAUCAUGGAUUAUCAUAACAAAAUUACAAAUUUAAUGAUAUUUCUAGACAUUUCUUGCAUAUGCUUUGGUCUUUACCUUUAGUAAAGGAUGCAUCUUAGUCAUUUUUGCAGGCAAGAUGGGUUUAUAUAACCCAUCCACAGGUUACCCAAUUCCCCAUGCAAACAGUGGUGUGAAGGCUGGCGGCAGACCAAGGCGAUCAAGAGGUAGAACGAGUCCUGCAGGCUUCCUGGGAACUGAGCCUAUCAGCCUGAGAAUAAUUAUUCUUCAUUCUCUCCAGCUCAGCCUCAGACUUGGAGACAGAUCUAUGGGCAGGACUAUCUACAGUAAUCUGGGAUUUGGAAGAAAUUGCUUGAGUUUUUACUUGGAUCAUGAAAGACGUGAGGUUGUAAACUCCUAUUUUUCCUGAAAUACUUUUUUAUGCUAUCUGUAUGUAUAUGUGUAUACACAUGCAUAUGUGUCUGUACACAUAUAAGUGUGUGUAUACAUAUACUAUGCUAAGAACUGAUAAAAAUAAUAACAGAGUAGUCCAAAUUGAUACUGAAGAUUCCUAGCUUUGUAUUGUGAGACUUGAAAUGAUGACCUAUAAUUAGCUUUGACACGGGCUACCACUCUUCAAAAAGCUUCAUCACUCCUGUCCCCUGAACACAGGGUAAAAUGAAGCUCACGUCUGUUUCUUAUAGCUGACUGCCAGUUUUGGCUGAUGGGCUGCUGCUGUGUCCUAGUCAUUCUCAGCCAUAGUUUUAGAUGUUGUAUUUUACGGUAUCUUCAGAACAUUUCUUCUGUACUCUUACUAGUUUACUGCUAUAGUAACUUCCUUCAUGACAGCAUAGGACUUUAUUCUUUACUGCUAAGUAACUCACCAAAUUUAGGCAUCUGUUCAAUAAUUUUGGCCACUCCAGCCAGGUUAAUGAUAUUCUAAGGCUUCCUGAUGUAUGUGGCUUCUUGCAAGGAGCUGACAGUGGGUUAAAUACUAGUCUCGGCAUUAUCUGAUUCUUCUUAUGUGGCUUUGAUUCAAAUGGCAAAGAAGGACAGCCCACUUCUGUGAAGAGUUUACAUUUUGUGUUUUUCUUUUUAACCCAAAACAAUGUACUUGACGAGGCAGAUGAUUAUAACUGCCUAAUUUAUCCAGUAGUUUUAUAGAAAACCAUUUAGAAUACAAAAGUAGUUGCAGACUAAAUUGUGGUGAAUCAGUUGCCUCACCACACAAUAAGCAAACAAAUCUGAGAUGGAAGCAUUCAUUUUUUUCUAAUGAGUUCUAAAUGUGCACUAAUGCUUAAUUCAACCAUAGCUGUAAUCAUUCAUUCAGCAUGGAGUCACUAUUGUUUCACAUAAGACUGUUUUACAACCUAGUCUUUUUAAUUUGUUAUUUUCUGAUUUUGUAAAUGACAGUGGCAAUUAUUCGUAAAUAGUAUAUCAUUUGUGGUAUGUGCUAUUUACAUAAGCUGGUUUCUAAACACAAUUAAAAUCCACUUUUUCUACCCCAA